Xyrichtys novacula (pearly razorfish) is the source of this 6281-nucleotide messenger RNA. Lineage: Eukaryota; Metazoa; Chordata; Actinopteri; Labriformes; Labridae. The record is from the annotation of a GenBank genome assembly.
UGAAGAACUUCCCCAAAAGCAACAAAGCAUUCAGAACAAAAUCCAAGUUCCUAUCCUCAUUAAAAACACCAAACAAAAUAGUUUCUGCUGACAAAGGGAAAUCAAUGUUUUUGGACAGUAUACCAUUCUGGUAUGCUCUAUGGUAGCUGACGGAAGUUGAGUAAUCUGCAUGAUCGAAAAUACUCUCAACUCGUUGAAAUCUUGACAGAUUUACAAAUGUUUUUUUUUUUUUUUUUUACUACAGACCUUAAUAACGUGGCUAUGAGUCAGGAUGUUUGGACGUAUAGAAAUGGCAGAUUUUCUUGGAGAAAGAAGAAUUACAGUAUAGUUAUUUCAUAACUUUUGCACAUGUGGUCAGGGCUGAGACCACAAUCGAGAUUUUAAUUUCUUGUAUGACAGACUAUUAGACCGUAGCAAAAUGGCCGCCAUGCGCAGACGUCGGUCUCCAUUGGCUAACAGCGUGCGUGAGCCAUCUAGCGUUUAUGUAUAUAUCUAUAGUCCAACCAUAAAGUGCUAUACUAUCAAAACCAUACCGGCGGAUAAACGGGAGACGCUCUAAUUAAAACCAAGCGCCUCUCUGCAGUCGCGCGCAAGACCUGACACCGGAAGUACUUCGUUUGAUUGCGGUCGCGCACUGCCAAGGAUUAGCGCGAGCGUGCAGCGGCAAACCGAAUUUAUAAUCAAAACACUAUAGAAACAAAAAACAGAUCGGUAAAAACGCUAAACUAAAGCCAGUUGCGUUGCCGUUUCAUUGACGGGAGGGAUUUUUUCAGUGACCUUUCUCGUUUACUUGCACUGUCGUACAAGGUAAGGCUAACUCUGGUUAGCUUUGUAUGCUAACAUAAACACGUUUUAACAGACACUUCAAAUCAACACAGACUUUCAGCUUUUAGAGAAUAUGUAUCAAUAGAGUAUUGGGAUAUUAACCGAUAGUUUACAGUCAUGUUAAAUACUGUGUGUUUAUGUAAAUGACAGGUUUAUCAUGUUGACUCUGAAUGAAGCUGCCAGGUCUUUGUGGUCAUGUUGUGAUAAACUAAAACAUCUGGAGGGUUUGAUUUUCAUCUGUUAGAGGGGCGGUGACAGUGUCAUUAAUACCAUUUAGUUAUGGUUACACACUAUACACCAGCAGCAGUCAGUGCAAUAAUAUGGAGCUGAUCAUGUCGUUCAGGUCCAUUCUAUAGAGUCAGGUACAAAUAUGACUUUACCCUAAAAAAAAUCCAACAAAAUGUUUCUCAGCUGUUUUUUUUUCAUAGUAUGAUAUGUUCUUGAUAACAAACUAAAAGUUGAGUAUUUUCGCAUUUACAGAGUGAUAAAAAAAGAUAUCCAAAGUCCCCUCCUCCCCCCUCUUUUUACUUCAAUAUGUCUACAAAAUAAAACAAGAAUCUUAAAAGGGGCUUCAUCUAUUGUUCAGUUUUCAGUUUUGGAAAUGUAUGUAAAUUAGUGCAUAUUUAAUUAGAUAUUACCUAAUUUAAAUAUUCAAACAAAACAUUUGACAAAACUUGUAAUACAAAAAAUAUUUGCCUUCAUGUAAGUUAUAAGCUUGUGAAGUUUCAUGGUGAUAUCUGUUUGUUAAAAAUGUUACCCUAUUCACCUGGAGUGUCUUCCUACCCAUCAUGGACGCCAUCUUAAAAAUGACACCUUUCUAGCGGUCAAACUUUGGUAAACUUUUAGUUUGUUAUAAAGGACAUCUUACACUAUAAACAACAGUUGAGAAACCUUUAGUUAGACUUUUUUUUAGGGUUAGGUGUUUUUUUUUCAUAAAUGCAGCGGCCUCAUAGCACUCUCCAGAUAUUGGUGUAGAACACUAGUUAGAUUGAGGUCCAACACAUCUGUCUUUGACAGGCUGAAAAAGCAACUGACUUGGACAAAUCCACAUGUCACUUUGUUGUUGUUGUUGCAGAUGAGUGGUGGUCCCGAUGCCAACAAAGAGUUUAUGGAGCAGCUGCGUUUGCAGGAACUUUACGGUCAAAGACCUGCAGACGGCUCUGAUCCCUACACCUACACCGACCCGGAGGAUGGGACUGUGUAUGACUGGGACCACGAAAAGAAGGCCUGGUUCCCUAAGGUAGGAGAGUUUUUUUUUUACAUCACAUAAGGAUCGAGAAAUCUUCCAAUUCCCGAUUCAGAUAUUCUUCUCCUUCACCGUAUUUUGCCUGAAGUCACUGACAGGUUUUCUUGCAUGUGGAUAUAAUAAUUGGAAAGUGAAAGCUGACACAAGAAGAGUAACUUCGACCAGAGCCUCUUCAAUAGGUUUGCUUCGUUUCUCUAGAUAACAGAGGACUUCAUCGCAGCGUACCAGGCAAACUAUGGCUUUACUUCAGAAGGGAAUCCAGAUCCAAACAACGCUGCUGUGAGUAGCACUGACCCUGCAGCACCCGAGCAAGUCAGCAAGCCUUCAGAAAAGGAGAAACCAAAUGACACCACCAAGAACCUGAAUCCAGACCAGACUGAGGCUUCAGCUAAAGAACCCAAACAGAAAGGGGAGAAGAGGAAAGCAGAGCCAGGUAGAGCAGCGUCACAAACCAAAGAUAUGAGGAAAACCUGUGCAGUUACUUUCAAUACUUCAGCUUACAUUCAUGGUUGUUUGUUCACAACUCAGAGCCAGAUGUAUAUCUUGUAAAAGGCACUUCUAGGUAAAUAUUUCUUUUCUUUUUUCUGUCUAUGAAGGAUGGUUCGAUAUCGAUGACCAUAAAAACACAAACGUCUACGUCUCAGGUUGGUAGCAAAAAUACAUAUUUGUUCCUGAUGUGAAGAAGACAGCUGUCCCAUUUCUUGUUUUCACUCUCUCUCAUUUCUUGUUUCCUCUCUCAGGCCUGCCACCUGAUAUUAGCUCCGAUGAAUUUGUUGAGGUGAUGUCUAAGUGCGGCAUCGUGAUGCGGGACCCAAUCACUGAAGAGUACAAAGUGAAACUUUAUAAGGACAAAGAAGGGAACCUAAAGGGAGACGGCCUCUGCUGCUACCUCAAGGUUUGUGCGUUCAUCGAGAUACUUGAGGGCCUGAAAGACAUCAGAAAGUCUUCUAAGGCUGAGCCCGGCCACCCUGCAAAGGAAACCCAUUUCGGCCGCUUGUAUCUGUGAUCUUACUCUUUCGGUCAUUACCCAAAGGUCAUGACCAUAGAUGAGGGUCGGCACGUAGAUCGACCGGUAAAUCGAGAGUUUUGCCUUAAGUUAUUCUUAAAAUGUUGAUCUUAUUGUGAAACAGGGAUGUGACUCCUCUAGAUUCUCUGACUUGAAGAUCUGAUCGGUUACCCUUGUUUUAUCUUAUUAGAGGGUAACAAACUAGUACAAAAGAGAGAGUCUAAGUUUGCUGAAGUUUGUGAUGAACUUUGCCUGUUUUGAAACUAACUGAGCUCAGCAGUGAUAGCUGUUUAUGUUUAUGACUGGUUUUGUGCAUCGACUUCACAGUGGAUUUACAGUUCAGUGUUGAUUUAGUUCUGGUUAGUUCCUUGUUUCUGUGUGACGAUGUAAUUAGCUGUGACCAGUUUAAUGUCACUCAGAUCCACAAUUUAUUUGACAGAUUGCUGCUUUUUUUUUGUCCAGAGGCCAAUCACAUCCCCUGGGUGAAAGCAUGGUGAACUUAUCAAACAGACAUUGUAAAGCAGAGCUCUUUCCAUGAUAGUGUUUAAAGUUUACAGUGAGUCAAAGCUGAGGGUGAGAGAUGAGACGAAUUUUUUCCCCGUGGAUUUUAAGUCGUGAAAAAGCGUCAUGUGCCCAGCUCUUAAACGCAGAGAAAAGACACUAAAAUAAAAACAAGGGAAAGAAAAUUUGCUAUCAUACGAACAUAUUCAGACACACUGACAACUCCUCAUCUUCAACAUAUCUGUAUUUCCAGAGGCUGUCAUCUGCCAUAAACUGUCCUAAUUUACUUCUGGUAACUGAUAGUAACCAAGCUUAUCAACACCCAAUGUUACUCUGUUUAUGGAGUUUCUUUUCAAAUCUGUUUUAAGACUAAAACGAAAGAAUCACAGGUGAAAGUUUGAGUUUGUUGUUGUAUGAAACUCCAGCGUGUGUGUGUUCUGGUCUCUUGCAGAAGGAGUCAGUGGCGUUGGCUGCGCGUCUGCUCGAUGAGUCAGAAGUCCGGGGUUACAGACUGCAUGUGGAAGCGGCACGGUUCGAGCUGAAAGGCCAGUACGACGCCAGCAAGAAGAAGAAGAAAAACAAAGAUUACAGGAAGAAGCUGCAGCAGCAACAAAAGUAAACUUCCCUUUCUGACGUCUCAUUCUGCUGCUGACGCUGACGUUAAUGAGGAGUAAUUGUGAAUUUCGUUCUGAACUCAUUCGAAUUCUGUCUGUUUUUGUUUGUUUAGACAGUUGGACUGGAGGCCGGAGAAACAAGGAGAUCAGAGGAAAAGGCAUGAAAAAGUGGUCAUCAUCAGAAACAUGUUCCAUCCCAGUGACUUUGAGGUGCAGAGAGACAAAAGUCAAGACUUAGAAACUCGUCUGUAAACAGUCCUGAGACUGUAUUCAUGUCAGUUCUUUUUGUAUUUGUUGGUUUAUGUUUAUUUUAGGAAGAUCCGCUGGUGUUGAAUGAGUAUAGAGAGGACCUGCGAACUGAAUGUGAGAAGUUUGGAGAGGUUAAGAAGGUGAUCCUGUUUGACGUGAGUAUCCUGAUCAGAGCUGCAGUGUAUUGUUUGUCAGGGGGCGUCAACACAGAGCUGGUACCUGCUUGUCUUCGUGUUGCAGAGACACCCAGACGGUGUGGCGUCAAUUGCAUUUAAGGAACCAGAGCAAGCAGACGCGUGCAUCCUGUCAUUCAACGGUCGCUGGUUUGGAGGGCGUCAGCUGUCAGCUCAGCUGUGGGACGGACAGACGGACUAUCAGGUAAAACCACAUUUAACCACAUUUAUGGUAUGGUCUUUAUUGUCAUUGCAACUGUGCACAACGAAAUUGCAUUUACAGAUGGGGAAAGUUCACACAGGAGGGAGGGAGAGGAGGAGGUAAAAAAGAGACUGCUCUCAUUAAUAUGAGUGCAGUCAUAGGACUUGACCCAGCAGAGGACCUGUACUGAUUUAGGUCCAUGAUUCUUUAUGUCCAGUCUGGUCCUGGAUCAGAGAAAACUUUGACCUGAGAUCAGAUUGCAUAAGCUCAAAACUUGAUCGUACAGAGAGGCUUCAGUUUUGGAUAAAAUCAUAGCUGAGCCAUCGUUUUCUUUCAGGUGGAGGAGACUUCACGAGAGCGGGAGGAGCGACUGAAAGGUUGGUCUUCUUUCCUGGAGGAAGGCAAACAAGGCCAGCAGAAUGACACCACCAAGCCAACAGAGGGCAGCACCACCACCACCACCACCACUGUAGAACCCACAGAGCCGUCCAGCACCACAGCGCCUGAACAACAAAAACAACCAGAGACAGAACCACAGACAUUACAAGAUCAGGACGCUGACUCUACAGACAGCAGUCUGGCAGGUAGUGAUGACGAGGAAACCUAAACGCAGUGAUGCUCGCCUUUGGUCCGAAUGACAGCCAAUCAGGAGAGUCCUGCUCAGAGGUAAACUGUGGUACGGACUGACUGAGCAGUUUUGUAAAGUAGAGAAUAAAACUGUGAUAUUUCUCACUCUAUUUUCAUGAUUUCAGUCGACUGUGUGAUCAGACCCAGGAUCAGUUUUUCAACAGGAUUGUGCUGAAGCUGCCCGAUAUUAUUGAACCAAUCCCCAACAAGAAGAAAUGACUCUUCUCUUUAUUUGAAGUGUGACAAGACUGAUUGAAGUAAUGAUGAAGCACCAGUGUGCACUUAUAUUUUCCUCUGAUACUGAGAGUUCAUUCAUGUAUUCAGUGUAGAGAAGCUAAAUAUAGAUCAGCCGCCGUCAGAUUCAGGGCUUUUAGAAAACAGUUUUGAUUUUCUUAAAUUCUGACUUUUUAUUGCAGUAAUCUUGCUGUUGCAUAUGAUAACUGCUCAGCCACCAGACUUUAAAAGUUCACACAAAAACUGCAGAUUUUCUGUUAACUAUCUUGAGGAUUAGAGAAAUGAUAGAAAAUAGCAUCAAAUAUCCAUUAAAAUAGACAGGUCGACUUUGCUCACAUCAUGGAGUUAUCUAAACAAAUAACAUAUUAAAGGUUGUGGUGUAAUGGUUUUUGUUUUGCCUAAACCUUAAUAAUGGUUGCCAGGGAAACAGAUAUGAAGUUUUUUUUAAUGAUAAUAAACUUAUUCUGGAGUAAUGGACUCUAGGUUAUGUGGAGGUCAUGGGUAACCAAUCAAAACAGACCUCUACACUAGGGCUUUAAAUCGGCCAGUUUUAGCCCGUUUGAGACUAAUCGGUAAUAAAAUGAAUAAAAUGCAGAGAUUAAGA